AUGACCAAACUCUCAACUACACUUCUGGCCGUUGUUUUCGCAACAUCUCCAUUUUUAGCCCGGGCAUUACAUUUUAGUGGGCCUGACUUCAAAGUCGAAGGUGUUCCGCAGCCUUGGGUUGAAGAUAACCUCCAAGGCGGUCUUGAGAAGUUUUAUGGAAGCGUAGAUGCAGGCGAGCCAGAUGGCGUAAUCGCCCAGAUACACGAUUAUUCGAAUGCGAAGUUCGAUUAUUUUGGGCGCGUUCUCACGGGAGAAAACAUUGGCGCAGCCCUGAGAACGGCGAUGGUCAAUCUAAAGCGCACAUACGAGACAGAAAUUUCUUCAGCAAAGUGCACCGAAAACUCAGAUCAUGAAAAGGUUGAGAUUAAAUUACUAGGUAAAGUGACUGUGAAGCAACCGAACGAGGAGAAUCACGACGAGGGCUACGACGCAACCAUCACUUUCGUGAAACACGAAGGCCAACUCAAAGUCUUCAGUUUCAAAAGAGUGUUUGCUGAACUUGAGCCCAAGGCCAAUGUUUCUCAAUGA
Messenger RNA from Melampsora larici-populina 98AG31, 528 nucleotides. RefSeq lists its product as uncharacterized. Bases 1 to 528 code for a protein of 175 amino acids. NCBI's taxonomy places the organism in Eukaryota, Fungi, Basidiomycota, Pucciniomycetes, Pucciniales, Melampsoraceae. The record is from RefSeq and is a predicted model, not a curated record. The transcript is spliced from 4 exons.